AUGCGCUCCUCUGUCGCUAUCCUUUUGGCGUCCAUAGCAUCGGCUUUUGCCUACGAGGUCACCUCUCCAGGUGAUAGUGAAGGUUGGACAACUGCUGGACCCAACGUCCUGACGUGGGAGCGCGUUGACACCGACCCAUUGAACUUCACGGCGGUGUUGACCAACAACUACGGUGUUAUGAACCCUCAGGUUCUCAACGCACUUGUUGACGGGACUCAGAGCUCAAUCGUCUGCAACGCUCCAAGUGGAGGCUGGCCAACGGGCGCUGGCUUCCGUGUCAACCUUGCUGCAGAUGCUCAACAUCUCGACACCCUGCUUGCUCAGUCCAACCAGUUCGACAUCAACUCGACGUCGACUUCCUCAACAACGGGUUCUACCACAAAAACUUCUUCUACUGCUACUUCUCUUUUCUCCGGCACCACUGGCACAGUUCCGACUACUGCUGUGGCAGCGUCUACCACCAGUUCAGAUACCAGCACUACCCCCACUAGUAGUAGCGCAGCUCUCCUUGGAAUGAAAGUGGAGACAGGUCUCCUGACCGGCGUUGCAGCCUUCGUUGCCUUCAUCACCACUCAUUUCUGA
Molecule: messenger RNA, 582 nt
Organism: Suillus bovinus
Lineage: Eukaryota; Fungi; Basidiomycota; Agaricomycetes; Boletales; Suillaceae
Product: GPI-anchored small secreted protein
Exons: 3
Coding region: 1-582 (193 amino acids)
Source: RefSeq, a predicted model, not a curated record